AUGGAAGUCGAUGCGAACUCCAACGUGGUAGAAAGGUACGAGGCUUAUUCCUGCUCUAGAUGUCGAAGAUUGAAGAAAAGAUGCACGAAAGAAUGGCCUUCCUGUAAGAAUUGCUCGAAGGCGGGCGAAGAAUGUGUUUACCCAGGUAGAGCACCAAGAAGGACCAUAGAAGAGCUGCGACAAGCCAGACUUCGAGGAGAGGCCGUGGGCUCCAAGCGACGGAAAGUUGAAAAAAAAAGCUUCGACAGUAGCGGCAGCGACUCAAUCUCUAACACAUAUGCUUCACCUGGGUUCAGCGAUAACGGUUACUUACAAUCCGAAGGGGUGGAUCAGCCACAGCAGAGUGAAUCAGCAUCGCUACGUAAGGGUGUCGAUGUGGUUAGUGCUUCACCCGCUAAAGAGGACUCUGCUGAACACAUAGAUGGCGUUUCAUCUUUAGUAUGGGUAUUGAGUGCAAUGGGUGAUGGAGGGAACGGGAGCCCUUCACCACUGAGCUCUAUGACGAAUGGUGCUACCUUAUCACCACUUCACACUAUUCCAUCGAUUGCAAAUUUUAACUUCAGCACCAAUUCAAAUUCGAAUUCCAACUCAAACACAAAAGGCUAUUUUACACAACUUUCAAUGUCUUCGUAUGCAAAUCGAGAGCCUAAGAAAGAAAACAAGGCUCAGUUACAAUACAAUCAGGCCCCAGUAUAUUCAGAACCGAGUGAGGUUGAUUCCAUUCCAGUUAGGGCCUCAAAUAUUCAAAUUGAAGCUGUGAAAGGUAUAUACAAAGGAGGAAGAACAACACCAUGGCUUUCCGAGGACCACAAAUUUAAGCACAUUGAGCGGUCCCUGUAUGAUAGGUUUAUCGCCGCAUAUUUUAAACACAAUCAUAAAUCAUUCUAUAUGAUGGAUAAGGUAGCAUUUCUGAACCGAGUCUCUACGAUAAGAGAUUUUUCCACGUUGGGUGAGGAAUAUGAGGAUACAUUUGUUUUCCAGCUAUAUAUGACAAUGGCAAUUGGCUCGACAACUUUACAAAGGGCUGGGCUUUUGAAACCAGAGGAAGAAGAUCUUACUGAACAUUUCUCAUACAUAGCCAUGCAAAAUUUCCGGUCCGUGGUUCAUCACCAAAACAUAGAGACAAUAAAAUGUCUAAUACUUCUGGGAAUUUUUGCACUUUUUGAACCAAAGGGUGUGUCUUCAUGGACAAUUAGUGGAAUUAUCAUGAGACUUUGUAUUGGCUUGGGGUUUAGUAGAGCACUAUCUAACGAAAAGUUAAAGAGGCUGUCCCCAGUCGACGCAGAGUUGAGGUACAGAGUUUUCUGGAGCGCUUACUGUUUUGAAAGACUAGUCUCAACAUCUCUUGGGAGACUAUCAGCGAUUGAUGAUGACGAGAUCACAACACCGCUACCCACACCUCUAAACGAUGAGGAGAAAGAAGAUAUUGAAGUAUCGAAUAUGAUGAUUUCCUUGAGAAGAACAAGCGGAAGAAUUUACAAAAAAGUCCAUUCGUGCAGCGUUGGUCGCAAAAACCAUACUGUGGAAGAAAAGAAUGCUAUAAUUGAUUCCCUCCGCAAAGAAAUUGAUGAAAUCUACAACAAGGAGAGAGCAAAACUCCAACAGAAAAACGCAAAUAACUGGCGUGGCGGAAACACUAUUUCUUUCCACAGUUCGGAUAUUUGGUUGGCAAUGAGAUAUGCCCAAUUACUCAUCAUGCUGUAUCGACCCUCAGCUUUAAUCCCCAAACCCCCCAUGGACUCACUAACGCUACUGGGCGAGUUCUGCCUCAAGGCUCUUAAACACACCUACACGCUAUACAAGAAAAAACUGCUCCCACUCAAUUGGAUAACAUUGUUCCGCACCUUGACCAUAUGCAACACCAUACUCUACUGUCUGUGCCACUGGAGUAUCGAUCUCGUGGAAAGCAAGAUCGAAAUACAGCAGUGUGUGGAGAUACUCAAGCAUUUCGGUGAAAAAUGGGUCUUUGCAAUGAAGUGCGCUGACGUCUUCCAGAGCAUCAGCAAUACUAUCUUGGAAGUCAGUCUGAGCUCCGGCCAACUGCCCAACAUGGACGAAUUGACCAAGGAGCUGUUCGGAGCGAGCGACGAGUACCAGGAAAUCCUCUACGAGAACAACGUGGAUGUGUCAUGGAUUGACAAGAUGAUAUGA
This is a messenger RNA of Zygotorulaspora mrakii, 2151 nucleotides long. It is a transcript of the gene STB5, whose product is annotated as Stb5p. Bases 1 to 2151 code for a protein of 716 amino acids. Gene Ontology annotation, biological process: positive regulation of transcription by RNA polymerase II; DNA-templated transcription. The transcript has a single exon. The record is from RefSeq and is a predicted model, not a curated record. NCBI's taxonomy places the organism in Eukaryota, Fungi, Ascomycota, Saccharomycetes, Saccharomycetales, Saccharomycetaceae. Gene Ontology annotation, molecular function: DNA-binding transcription factor activity, RNA polymerase II-specific; sequence-specific DNA binding; zinc ion binding.